AUGCACCCAGAACCGAAAGAGCCUACAUCCAUCUCCUCCCGUCGUUCCUCCGACUCCCGGCCUGAGCUGCACUCGCCCCCGGUGCCCAAAUUCGAUCCGACAGGCGGAUUCUUCGACUACUCCGAGGAGAAAAACUUGCAUCAAAUCGAAGAAAAGUUGCUCGCCCACCGCCGAGGGUCCGAUACGAACGCGACGGGGCGACCGAGCUCCCUGCUAAACUCCCCGAAUAUGCCGUCGGGCUCGCAGCGUCCUCGCGAGAGUCCGUUCCUGGCCGCGAGGCUCUCGUCGAUCCCAGAGCCCGCGAACGAGAGCGCACUCGCGCCCCCAGAGCCUACCAGUCGCCCUCCAGCUCCCCGGUCCCGUAUUUCGAUCUCGCUGACUCGUUCGCGCAUUCGCUGUCUGCUCGCAGAACCUCCCGUCCCGUCGGAGUUCGUCCCGAUCUUCCAGUCGCUCGACGAAUGUCUCGACCUCCGCGACAAGUUCAUGUCGCGCUCUGGCCAAAAGCUCGGCUUCAACCCGCGCGACCACGACGGUGUCUUCACCGGGCUCGACGACGACAUCAUAGGCGUAUCUGGCGUCUGCCCGGACGUCGUUUACGCGUCACGCAAGCCGCCUAAGAGCCCCUUCUCGCCGUGGCGCCUCUACCCUCGCCCGCCUCCGCCUCACUGGCACUGGAAAGGGCACGACACCGCUGUGCCGAGACACCUCGGUGCCGCACCCGACGAAGAUGAAGAGUUCGACUUCACCGCGUGCGACAUUCCGGGGGCGCACGAGUGGAACUUCGCCAUCGACGAGAAGGGCGUGUUCCAGGUCUACAAGGGAGAAGAAAAAACGCCACACUUCGAUAUACCUACUAUCCGCGAGUACUUCGUCGACCUGGAGAAGGUGCUCGCCGUUAUCUGCGACGGCCCCACCAAGAGCUUCGCGUUCCGCCGCCUGAACUACCUCGCGAGCAAAUUCACGAUGUACUCCCUCCUGAACGAGCAGUAUGAGCUGGCCGAGAUGAAGGGCAUUCCGCACCGCGACUUCUACAAUGUCCGCAAGGUGGACACCCACGAUGUCGUGAUCUUCCGCGACGGGAAGGAGCUCACGCUCGAGCAGGUGUUCCAAUCUCUGAACCUGACCGCGUACGACCUCUCGAUCGACACCCUGGACAUGCACGCGCACCAGGACUCGUUCCACCGGUUCGACAAGUUCAACCUGAAGUACAACCCAAUCGGGGAGUCGCGCCUGCGCGAGAUCUUCCUCAAGACGGACAAUUACAUCCAUGGCCGGUAUCUCGCGGAAUUGACCAAGGAGGUCAUGAACGAUCUCGAGCAGAGCAAGUACCAGAACUGCGAGUGGCGUCUUAGCAUCUACGGAAGGAGCUACGACGAGUGGGACAAGCUGGCGAAGUGGAUCGUGAACCACAAGCUGUAUUCUCACAAUGUGCGCUGGCUGAUCCAGGUGCCCCGUCUUUACGACGUGUACAAGGCCAACGGAUCGGUCCAAACUUCGAGGACAUCGUGCGCAGUACACGUUUUCCAGCCGCUGUUCGAGGUCACAAAAGACCCCUCGUCUCACCCAGAACUCCAUGUUUUCCUUCAACGCGUCAUCGGCUUUGACACCGUGGACGAUGAGUCCAAGACUGAGCGCCGCUUCCACAAGAAGUUCCCCUAUCCCCGCUUGUGGUCCGCAAAGGAGUCACCACCUUACUCGUACUGGGUCUAUUACAUGUACGCAAACAUCGCCAGCCUCAAUCACUGGCGUCGCGCGCGAGGAUUUUGCACCUUCGUCUUCCGUCCCCACUGCGGCGAAGCGGGCGACCCGGACCAUCUCGCGUCGGCAUUCCUUACCGCGCACUCGAUCUCGCAUGGCAUCUUGCUGCGCAAGAUCGGCAUCGCGAUGAGCCCGCUGAGCAACAACGCACUCUUCCUCACCUACGAGCGCAACCCGCUGCCGCAAUUUUUCCAUGUCGGGCUCAACGUCAGCCUGAGCACGGACGAUCCACUCCAGUUCCACUUCACAAAGGAACCGCUCCUGGAGGAGUACAGCAUUUACAAGCUCCCGCAGAGCUCCCUCGCCGAGCUCGCCCGCAACUCCAUGGAGGUCAAGCGCCACUGGCUCGGGCAGAAGUGGUAUCUACCCGGCGCGGCGGGUAACGAGAUCAACAAGACAAACGUGCCGAACUUGCGCCUGGAGUACCGCCGACAGACGCUACUCGAGGAGCUGAGGGUGAUCCGCACGAAGCGGAGCGUGGACUCACAGGCGUACAUUUUUCAGCGAGCACUUAGGAGUGGAGUUUGGGCCCCGAGGUGA
Messenger RNA from Epithele typhae, 2298 nucleotides. RefSeq names its product AMP deaminase. The record is from RefSeq and is a predicted model, not a curated record. Gene Ontology annotation, molecular function: AMP deaminase activity. Gene Ontology annotation, biological process: IMP salvage; AMP metabolic process. Gene Ontology annotation, cellular component: cytosol. Bases 1 to 2298 code for a protein of 765 amino acids. The transcript is spliced from 17 exons. Lineage: Eukaryota; Fungi; Basidiomycota; Agaricomycetes; Polyporales; Epitheliaceae.